AUGUGGACCCAACGUGAUCAGUUCACAAACCAGCAGAUCCCCCUACAAGACCAGGACAUCAUCCUACGACAACAUACACAACGGUUGUCUAACCACCCCCACAGUGAGAAGUCAAAGACACCUGUCUCAAAGAGCACCCCCACUGACCGCGUUGCUGUAGGUGAUUUAGUCUACCUCUACGCCGAUCGGAACAAGACCAGAGCCCGCGAUCGCUACCUAGUCGUAGAAAUAACCGGCUCGUUCUGCAACGUCAAGAAAUUUGUUGGCUCCCAACUCCGCAGCACGUCUUACCGAGUGAAGAUGUCUGAGUGCUAUCGAGUCCCAUCCGAAGUCGUGAACCACAGACCACCUGCUCCCAAUAGGGACGCUGACUCAUCAUCUGACGAAACUCCACCAACACAGCCAGAACCACCGCCUCCGCCAAACAUUCCGUGCGCGAUCUCGACACCUUCUACCCAGGAAUUCCCCCACCUUGAUGACUUCCCUACCAGCCACGAUGAGUCUCACGAUACCGUGACCGUGACCCACCCUGAUGAAACCAGAGACCCCUAUGCUAGCGACAGCGAAUCAGAUGCCACCCCCCCUCCUCGCCGAUCCACACGUGAGCGACGCCGACCCGCACGUUUUGAGGACUUUGAUAUGGAUUAA
Messenger RNA from Porites lobata, 648 nucleotides. The record is from the annotation of a GenBank genome assembly. NCBI's taxonomy places the organism in Eukaryota, Metazoa, Cnidaria, Anthozoa, Scleractinia, Poritidae.